GACGCCAUCAUGUGCACGACCAUCCUGGACUACCCCGAGUGCGGCCAGAUCCUGGAGAACGACGGCGACACUGGCUACGCGUAUCGCCGCAUCGUGGUAGACGACGACAUGCUCAGGCCAGCGGCCGCGAAGGCGUGCCACUGCCGGAAGGACCGGCAGACAGGCAGCACCGUGAUCCAUCGAGAGAUCGGCGCUCGGGCCGCCAAGGCCGAAUCCAAGAAAGUGCCGAGCGAUCUCGCGUCCUCCAGCAUCAGCGACAAGCUCUCCGAGAAGGGCCUCGAGAAUAUCCCAGUCAUCAUUCGCGUGGCCGAAG
This is a messenger RNA of Prorocentrum cordatum, 313 nucleotides long. Lineage: Eukaryota; Dinophyceae; Prorocentrales; Prorocentraceae. The record is from the annotation of a GenBank genome assembly.